Parasteatoda tepidariorum (common house spider) is the source of this 657-nucleotide messenger RNA. Lineage: Eukaryota; Metazoa; Arthropoda; Arachnida; Araneae; Theridiidae. The record is from RefSeq and is a predicted model, not a curated record.
AUGAGAAAAAGAAUACCAAGUGAUGAAUCGUCUGGCUCUGAUGAGGAAAUUAGAACAGGAAAUAUUACUCAUGAGUUAUUCGUGAAUGAGCAGAAUCAAACUGAUGGUUCUGAUGAUUGUGAACCUGCUAUGAUUAGUGAUGAAUCGUCUGACUCAGAUGAUAAAAUUGAAGGAGGAAAUAUUACUCAUGAGGUAUUCCUAAAUGAGCAGAAUCAAAUAGAUGGUUCUGAUGAUUGUGAAACUGCUAUGAUUAGUGAUAGAGUGUCUGAUUUGGAGGAGGAAAUUGAAUCAGAGAAUGAAACUAAUCAGGCAGUUGUGGAUAGUCAGAAUCAAUCAGAUGGUUUCAGUGAUUCUGAUCCCACUGUGAUCAGCACUGAACCUAAUGAUGUGAUUGAUGAAAUAAAACAGGAUGAGGCAACUUUGGAAGAACCAAAAGAAAUGACAGGCACCAUUGAUAUUGGUGCUACUAUAAAGAGAAAUGAUGGUUGUCCUCAUACCUAUGUUAUAGAUUUAAGAGAAAAGAGACUUUUGGCGGAGUCUUCCAAAGUGAAGAAGCGCUUGGCGCAAAAGAAGAAGGGUUUUCGCUCCUUCAUGAGACAGCUUUUUACUAGCUGUUACAAGCGAGUGUAAACUAUGAGAUUGCCAUUAUCCUGAAUU